AGUUAGAGCGUUCUUCCACCGUAUGGAUCAUAGAAACCACCCACCUUCUGCAGAACCGGAACAUUUUCGAAUCGAGCCGCACAAAACUGAUACCCUUGCUAGGGUAUACAGGGCUAUUUUGCUGUUAAAAACAAUUAUACCUGGGCUGAUGGCGGGGUUAUAGCAUACCGACUGCAGAAGUGGCAGGUUUCAACUCUGCGCAGAUGAUUAGUGACUUUUUUUUUUGUAUUAUCAAAGUAGCACUGGCGAGAAACGGCAAAAAACCGUAGAAGCUGCAAACUUACCUCAUGAUGAAUGAUGUCUCUGCCCACUUCCUUCAAACUUGAAACAAAAAAACGACUGGAGGAGGUUGAAGGUAUCAGUGGUGAUAACAACCUCAGGUACCGCCAGAAACUUUUCGCAGAUCUCCAAAACCGUGGCGGAGAAGACGCUAAUCCUAAACGGGCAUCGGCGGCGGCGCUCCGAAUUUUUAUCUCGACGGCCUUCCGCCUCUCGCAACGAACGUCACAUCGAACUCUUCUUUCCCGUGUUACUUCAACCUCGACUCAGAUAUCGCCCAUCCUUUGACCGGACUCGGUGUCUUCAAAGACCAGCUAUAAACGAAGAUGGCUUCAACUCUUGCUAUGGGACUCGGUGUCGCGACCGCGGCGUUUUUGGGUCGCGCGGGUUUUGUCGCUUUCCGUCGCGCCAGGGGAGGUGUGAACGCCGCGGGCAAGGCAUUCUAUAAGGGAGGAUUUGAACCCCGGAUGAACCGUCGCGAAGCCGCAUUGAUCUUGGAACUCCCGGAACGUACCUUGAACAAGGACAAGGUCCGCAAGAAGCACCGUCAGCUCAUGCUUCUUAACCACCCCGAUCGUGGCGGCAGCCCGUACCUGGCAACCAAGAUCAACGAAGCCAAGGAAUUCCUCGAUAAGCAUACUUAAAGGUGGGAUCGGAAGGGGCCGUGGCCCCUGGUCACCGUUAGGGGUAUUGGCGGAUCCUCUGACAACGGAAGAGUGGACCUUCCGUUCAUUGUAUAAGGAAAGAGAAUGUCUUUUUUUGGGUGCAUAGCAUGGCGUUGGUGGAAUUUUCGAGGA
Molecule: messenger RNA, 1076 nt
Organism: Aspergillus pseudonomiae
Lineage: Eukaryota; Fungi; Ascomycota; Eurotiomycetes; Eurotiales; Aspergillaceae
Gene: pam18
Product: putative mitochondrial DnaJ chaperone (Tim14)
Exons: 4
Coding region: 606-923 (105 amino acids)
Biological process (GO): protein import into mitochondrial matrix
Cellular component (GO): PAM complex, Tim23 associated import motor
Molecular function (GO): ATPase activator activity
Source: RefSeq, a predicted model, not a curated record